CUAUUUCUGGGUUAGCGGAGUCUGUAAUCUGAAGCGUAUGUAACCCGAGGUACCACUGUAUAUAAUAAAAUGACUUUUAUUUUAAUCCGCAGCAGUAAAUCCUAAGACUAAAUAUCACUUGAAAUCAUUUCAGAAUAAACUGAAUGCUGAGGAUAAAAUUGCUAGUCUGCUUGUGGUGCAUGUCUGUCUAUGGCCCUAUUUGGGCAUUCUGCUUGUGUGUAAAAUCAGUACCUAAAAAAGUGAGAACAGGAAUAAAUCUCCUAAGAUCUGCCCUUCCUGUAGCCCCCCUCAAAUCAUGAAGGGCAAAAGACUGAAGUGGAGAGCUUCUUCUGCUGAGGAAGGCCUCCCAUGCUGUUUGGAAUGCCCAACUUCCUUAUUGAAUCCAACUUUGUCAUCUCAGUGGACUUAAGUUAGUCAGGCCUAUUGAUUUCAUUGGAUCUGCCCUAAGGCUGACUUAGCUGAAUUAAACACCAUGAGUUGAAUUCAAUGAUGCACUAUUAACAAUAAAAACAGAUUGCAUUGUCUUUCAAAAUUAAAAUAUUCUGCUGUGUCAGCAUUGGUGAAGAGGACAGAGGGGUUCCUCAUAGGAAUGUUUUGUAAUUGUGGACUAUCACUCCUGCUCCAAGUAGUCUGCACAGCAGGAGAGACUAAAAAGCAGAAACUAGUUGGUAUAAUAUACCUGAAGGCAUGGUGCAGGAGGGACUUGGUUUACCAUAACCAGUUGGUCACUUUUAUGUGCACCUGGCACAGCUGUGGUUUGCCAGCAUGGAAGGAAAAGGAAGGGCUAUUUUAAUUACCAAAUAGGGCCUCUUUAUACUUUGCUUUUAGGACAUGAGGCAGAAUCAUGUCCAAAGAAAUGUAUCCUAUGGUGUAUUAUACAUUUCUUAGUGAUGAGGGGGGAAAAUUCCUUGUUUCUUUGCUACUUAAUGUGAUUGCUAAUCAUUAUAGCUAAAGCUAGGAUAAUUUGUUUUAAAAGCACAAUUUAUUUUCCUUUGCACAUAAUACUAAACAGAAUAAUCUCUCAGAUUUUGUGGUCUUUUCAUUCACAGGGAGCGUCAAAUACUGUAAAGGGUGUAUUAAGGUGACUUAAAAUGAACUUCAGUUAGAACAUGGCUCAGCUUCAGAAAAUGAUGCUAUCAACAUUUACAGAGACCAAAGUUGACUUCCCCUUGGAAUGUCUAGAUGACUCUCAAGUGGCUGGAAACUCUGCAGCAUCUGAAGUGAUACGCUAUGAAUAUCAUGUUUUGUACUCCUGCAGCUAUCAAGCUCCUGUACUUUAUUUCAGGGCAUGUUUUUUAGAUGGAAGACCUUUAACUCUGGAUGAAAUAUGGAAAGGUGUACAUGAAUGCUACAGGGAGCAGCUCUGGCAGGGGCCCUGGGAUACCAUUACACAACAGAAUAGUCUUGAUUCAAAGGCAAUCAUGUUUACAUGUACCAAAGGGAGGGGAGGCUUGCUGCUGAAUGAGGAGCAUCCAUUGCUUGGACAGCCUUUCUUUGUUCUUCAUCCUUGCCGGACAAAUGAAUUUAUGUCUGCGGUGUUAUCCAGUUCGUAUAAACAAAGCAGGAAUACAAACUAUAUUAUUUCAUGGCUGAGUAUCGUAGGCCCAAUGGUGGGUCUCAAUCUGCCUCUGAGUUAUGCAAAAGCCAAUUCUGAGCAGACUACAAGUGCUGACUAAAGAGAUUCUGAACAGGAGCAUGGGUAGUGGCGAAGCAUAAAGAUGUCCCACCAGUCCUGUAGCUCAGCUCAGACAGGAAACUGAGGAUAACAUCAACAUCACCACAAGAAGCCUAAGCAGAGGCUAUGGUUCAUUAACAUCCAUGUGUUAAUUAUAACCAAGUCUUAGGAAGCAAUUCUAAUUGCAACAAGUAUGAUACAUGGUCUUGGCAGGAAAGAAAUGUCUGUUCUCUUUUCCCAAACCUGAUACAGUAACUGUUUUGGGGUAACUUAUUUCUGAAGUAAUUCACAAAGUAUAUCCACAAAAAGACAACAUUGGUGAUUGUCAAAGGAAUUUAAAGUUUCUACCUACCUUAGCUUCUGUUGCUUUCAGCUGCUUCUAUGAAAAGGAAUAAUUUUGUAGGAAAUGGUUCCCUUGCUGCUCUUUUGCCUUGGCUUAGACCUAUUAGCGACAUUUAUAAGUUACCAAUACACAGAUUGCGUCACACAUUACAGAAAACACUUUCCUUGAAGAAUCAGCAUGAAACUGCUGCUGCGCUCUUCGUGUGUUAGGAUCAGACAUGGUGUUUAUAGGCUUCAUACACAUGAACAUCUAGAACUGGCUGUGAGUUCUCACGUAGUCUGUACACACAGUCAUAUACACAUAGUAAUGCACACAUUUGACUUGGGACCAAACUGGGUAUGAUGUGGCAGUCACAAUUGUUGUUUAUGUGUCUUCCCUGAGGAAGGGUGUGUAAUUUUUUACCUCAGAGGUGCUGUGCAGUAUGAGCACUUCCUUUUUAUUACCUUUUCACAGUCACCUAAACACUUUAGCCCUCAGAUUUGUUCCAAUACCAGAAGUGAGCCAGGCUGUUGGGACGGGACUGGGGGGUGGAUUGGCAUGAGGACAGUUUCACCUUUGUACCUCUCUGAUACUACAAUUAAACUUCACCACCAGCCUGUCAUUAUAUGUGAAACAGGAAACAUGGCUGCUGGUUUCCCACCUAGUUUGUUUCAUGUUAUUUCUACAGUGAAGCAUUUUCCAUGUAGGAAAAAUGUAAUGUUAAAUGUUGACCCUAAAUUAAGCUGUCUUGGCUUUAAAAUGGCCCUCGAUGUUUUGCGUCACUUCCCCCCUGCCUUCUCUUUGUGCUGCCUUUCUUCUCAGAGUAGGCUUCGUAAAAAGUACAGCUGCAUUGACAACCUGUUUAAUACCAAGUAGCUUCAAUUAGGACUCUGCUAAAUGCCCAAUAAUAGUCUUCAUGUUACAUAUGUUUAUCUGGCUUAUCCAUUCAAGAGGUUAAUUAACAGUUAAUAUAUGAAAUCAAUUAGCAAAAAACAUCCAGAUAUUAAUUUCACUUCUAUUUAAAUCAGUCACUGCUCUAUUAAUGUCAGUCACGUUGCUGAGAUGCAUCAUAGCAGAGAUAUACCUCUUAGUUUCUCUCCCACUGUCCUGGACAGACUACACACAAUGUGUAUUUGUUACUGCAUUGAGUGGGUGUUAUUUAAAAGAGUAAGGAAUAUAAAGAUGACUAAAAAUUCCAGUGUUGCAUUGUUGAAGUUAAAAGUAAAGACUCCAAAGUUCA
Molecule: messenger RNA, 3237 nt
Organism: Podarcis muralis (Common wall lizard)
Lineage: Eukaryota; Metazoa; Chordata; Lepidosauria; Squamata; Lacertidae
Source: RefSeq, a predicted model, not a curated record